Messenger RNA from Tetrahymena thermophila SB210, 8775 nucleotides. RefSeq lists its product as hypothetical. The record is from RefSeq and is a predicted model, not a curated record. NCBI's taxonomy places the organism in Eukaryota, Ciliophora, Oligohymenophorea, Hymenostomatida, Tetrahymenidae. The transcript has 18 exons.
AUGGCAUCCUUAUUUAGGAGCGAGGAGCAAGCAAUUUAAGAAAUUAUAAAGCUUAUCCCUAACAAUAGCGAAGACAUAUCAAUUUUCGAUAUUUUGAAAGCUUACGAUACAUAUAUAGAGGAAAGUGGAAUUAGCUUUGAAGAUCCUUUUGCAUAUGAUGUUUAUGAAAUUAUCAUUCAUGCAUCUAGAAGAGCACAAGACAAUCAACUUAGGAGUUUGUUGACAAAUUACAAAGAAAUAUAAAAAUUAAAAAUGAAAUAAAACAGAAAAAAUUCUGGGUAUUCUGACAAUAGUGAUAACUCAGAGAAACCAUAUUCAAAGCAAAAGUUAGCCAAGUAAAAAAUAUCAAGCAAGUUCAGCAGUAAAAAUUAGUCACUUUCACCAACCAACUUUGGUGUGAAUAAUUAAAAAAAUGAUAGAAAAGAAUACAACAUAUAGUUUAAAAAUUUUGAUACCAGCUCAGGUGAAGAAAACGAUAAUAAUUUUGUAAAUAAAGAAAUAAAUGAAAUAUAAGAUAUUGAGCAUACUCCUAGCUCUCAAUAUGAAUAAUAAUAAGUGAGAGGAAGACUUGGAUAAUACCAACAAUUUGCAUCUAAAAUUAUUAAUUCAGGUUUGAAAAUGUCUAAUCCUUUUAAUGAUAAUUUAUAUAGAUAUGCAACAGAAUAAGCAGAUUAGCCUAAUCGUUAUAGCAUUAGAAAGUAUAGCUACUCUCCAAACAAUAAAAUGGAUAGUAAUAAUAAUCUAAAAAGGUCAGCAUCUCCUAUUUGUCAUCCUAAUAAUAGAAGCCUUUCACCUCACUUAAACAAUUCAAAACUCUCUAACUACCAAGCAAGAUUAAACACUAGUAAUUCUCACAAUAAUUCAUUUAAUAGUAGUGUUAAUUAGCAAUAGUCUUAAAGAGUAAGAUUUAAUACACAGAAUGCUGAUGAAUAUGUCAAUAUUUAAAGCCCUUUAAAUUCAAUUAACAACUUUUAGGCCAACAGAUAGAUGAAAGGUAAUUUGGAGCAAAUAUAAUAAAGAAGAUUUAUCUAAGAAAAUUAGCACUAAACUCUCAAUAGAUCCAUUGAUAAUUCAGAUUUAAAUUCAAAGGUAAAUGGCAUAGAUAAUAAAAAAUAUUUAUCAUUAGAACCUAAAGAUUAUCAAUAAUAUUAAUUUAUGCCAGCUAAUCAUAAAAAAUAUUUAUCUCUUGAUUCAAGCACUAAACAAAUGCUUAAGUAUGAAAAUUAAGAUAACGAAAAAUAAAACUAAGAAAAUGUGUAGUACAAUUUUGAAAAUAGACACAGAAGUAUUGACGAAAUAGAGGAAGAUAUUGAUUUAGUUAGAAAUGAAAUGGCUCAAGGAUUAAGAAGAAAAUGGGUACUACAUUACCAUUUUGCAAACUGGAAAGAUUAUAUUUAAAGAUGGAAAGGAGCAACUGAAUACAUAAAUAAGGAGGAAUAAGUAGAAAAUUUUAUUAAAAUCAAGAUUUAAAGGAAAUUUUUCGAAAAAUGGGAAUAAUAUGUAUAAGAAGAAAAUACUUGGAAAGAAGCAAAAUUAAAUUUUGUUAUGAAAAAAAGAUAGAAUAUUUUAAGAAAAUGCUUCAAUGAAUUAAGAGAUAGAUUAAAUGAUGGAAAAAUUGAUAAAUAUACUUAUUAUGCAGCAAAAUACAAAAAAGAAUAAGUUUUAAAGGAAAAGUACUUUUAAAAAUUUUUAUAGUUCUCCAGAAAUCAUAGAUCAAAUAGGUUAAAAUUGGAAAGGACACAAUAAACUGCCUAAAAUAACUUAAAAAAACUAGCUUUUAAUCAUUUAAAAUAGUUAAAAUCUGAAAAAAAAGAACGCCAGAUAAUAAAAGAUGAUAUUAAAAUGAAAUAAAGUCUGCUUGAAAAGAAAAUAUCAUUUGACAGAUUUAUUAAUAAUAUAAGAUCCAUUCUUUGUUUUAAGAAGAAAAAAGAAAUACUCAAUAAAGCUAUAGAAAUAUAGUUAAAAUAGCAUUCUCUUUUAUCUAUGAUAGAUAACUUUAGAAUCAUUAAGUAUUUCAAAAUUUAAGAUCAAAGAGCAAGUGAAUUUUAUAAUAAAAAUUUAUCAUCUAAGUUUUUCUAUCACUUGAAGUUAUUUUUAUUUAAUAACAGAGAAAGAGUUGAAAAUACAGAGAGCUAUAAUUAACUUAGAAUUAUAAAUAAGCAUCAUAAAUAAUGGCAAAAAUUUGUUUAACUGAAUAAAAGUAAAGAAUAAAAAUACAAAGAUGCGAGAAUUCUUUACUUUUUGUAUAGAAUGAUGAUUAUGAUAUUAAAUGAUAACGAUUACUAAAUUAGUCAGUAAAGAAAUAUUCAAUUUGAGGCUUUUAAAGAAUAAGUUUUAUACUUAUAAAAAAUGAAUUAAAUACUUAAUAAUUAGCAAUAAAAAGAAAAUUAUUAGUCUUUUGGUAAAGGAGAGAGCGAAGAUGAAUAAAUUGAUCCCACUCACUAAUCUAUGAUGCAAAACUCAAGUAGCAAUAAUAAUUUAAUGUCAAAUCAUAAAAAAUUACUGCCUAACUAAAAGAGUAAAAAUUAUUUAUUCUCUAGAAGCACUCAAGCAACAGCUAUGGGGAAUAAUGUUAAUCCAAAUCAAGUUUUUGAUACUGUUAGAUCCUUCUCUCCUGCCCCUGCAAGAUAACAUGAUAAUAAAACUUCUAGAAAUGAAAACCAUAAUCAAGAUUAAUAAUUCUUAUCAGAAAAUGACUAAAGCGAUAAUCAGCGUAUGCAAAGAAAUCUAUCUGAAUAAAAUUUUGUUUAUUAAACUCAAAGAUAGUCUUAGAGCAAUAUACUAAAAGUAUAUGAAAAUUAAGAGAUGAUGAAUGAGUAAUAAAUAAAUGAAGAAAUUGCAAUUUAAAUAAUAGGACAUGGAAUAUUUUUUACUUAUCCUAGUAUACUAUCUAUAAAUUAUUAUAACAAAACUCAAACAGAAAAAUUAUUUUAAUCUCAUAGAAAUUUAAAUCAAUUCAUUUUAAGUAAGUCUUUUAAGAAUUGGGUGACUUUCUUAAGAUCAAGAAAUGACUUUAGAAAGAAGAUGUUAAAUAAAAUUUAUUAAAAACAUUUUGAUGCCAUGAAAAUUUAUUCUACAAAAUCUUAAUGUUUAAGAUUUUGUGUUGAAAAAAUGCAGAAAAAGCUAAAUAAAAAGACUGUCGAAAAUGUUUUUAGAGAAAUGAGUUUAAGAGCUUAAGAGAGAAAAAAUUCAAGAAAUGGUUUUAAAAUAAUAAGAGAAAAGAUAGAGAAAAAAUUACUUUAAAAAUACUUUAAGAUUUAUAGAAGAGAAUUUUCUUCAUCACGUGGAUAUUCUGAAAACUAUGAAUAAGCUGGCAUUUAUUAUAAAAAAUGGCUUAUUGUUUAAUCUUUCCAAGCUAUCUAAAAUUAUGCAAAUAGAUAAAAAAUGGUAAGAGAUGUCAUUUCAACAAAAUUCUAAACUAAAAGCUAAAACUAAAUGAGUAGAAUAUUCUUUGCCUGGAGAAUUUAUUCUGAUAAAAGAAGAUAAAGAAACUUUAUAUAUUAACAAAUUAGAUAGAUAUAUGAAAAAAAGGUUUAUAAAGAAUGUUUAUUUGCAUUAGCAAAUUAUAGAGAUAAACACUCAAAGUCAACAAAGAAUAAAAAUAUUGUGAAAUCUUAUUUGUUUAACAAAUAUAUUGUGAACACUUUCUAAAAAAUACUAAAUUAUUCUAAAAGUCAUAAAAUAAAAAGUAUUUUGACUGAUAAAAUUAGAAUUGCAUAUAAGCAAAAGCUUAUGUAGAAUUAUCUCCAUAAACUUAAAGAUUAUAAAAAUUAUAGACAAAAGAAAGUAACUCUCCAAGCAAAAAAUACUGAGAAAGUAGAAAAAGUAUUUCAAAAAAAGCAUUUUAGGGCUUGGUACAAGCUAGGAUGUAGAAAUUAAAGCUUCCGUUACUUAGUUGAUUUAGUAAAAAGACUAUAAUUAAGUAGAUUUUUUGUUAUCAUGAAAUAUUUACGUUAAAGGGAUUUCUAAAAGCAAAAAAUUAUUAAAAGUGAUCAUCUAAUCUUCUUAAAAUUAACUAUUUUUAAUGCUUUUGUUAAGUAUUACAGAAAAAGAAAAUAUGAAAGAAAGAGUCUUGAAUAUAUAAAAUGUAGAUAACAAAUUAAUUAUGCCAAGUAAUCUAUGAAGUAAUGGAAGAAAUUGCAUUCAUACAAUAAAAAUGUAACAUAUUUAUGUGCAAAGUCAAUCAUAGCUAUCAAAAACGAAAUACUUUUAAAGUACUUUAAUAAACUUAAAUAAAAAUGGUUCUUAAAAUCAUAAGAAAACAAGUUUAUAAAGGAAAAUCAAAUUAAGAUGAAGAGAAAAAUCUUACUUGGAUUAAGAAAAUAUACAACUUAUAAAAUAAAUAACUAUGAAAACAUGAUAGCUAUCAAUGAAAAAAGAAAGAAAUAGAUUAAAUAAAACAUUCUAUAUAUUUGGCUCAGAAAGUUAUUUAAUAAAUAGCGUCAAGAAGACGUCUCUAGGGCUAUUAUUAAAUACAGAAAGCAUAAAGUACUUCAAACUUGGGCUGAUUUGUUUAACAUCAAAAAUAACCUACAUAAUCCAGUUAAAGUUUCUGAUUUUCAAGGAUUUAAGAGAUUAGAAGAAACAUAAGAAAUACAUAUCAUCACAACAAAUAGAGGCAAAAAAAGAAACUUAAGAUAGUUUUUCUUUAAUAUGUUGAAAUUAAAUUAAAAAAUUUUACAACAAAAAGUCUUUUCAUGUUUAAAAAACUUAAUUAAUAAAAGAAAAAUUGAGAAUAAAAAAUCAGAUUAAAUUUAAUUUAAAUGUGAAACUGAUUUAUUAACAAAGUACCUUCUGCAAUGGUAAAAAUCUAGUCAAAAGAAAAUAAAUAAGUAUAAUAUGAUAGUAAAAUUACGAAGUGUAUUUUAAAAGUAUUAAAAGAGGAUUGGGUUUGAAGCUAUUUAAGGAUAAGAAUAAAUUUAUUUGGAAUUAAUACAAAAAUCCAAAAAGGCUGUAACUUAAAGACAAAAAUCCAUUAAAAUGAAAAGUUUUAACAAGCUUAAAGCAUACUAUCUUAAGAAAAGAAAAAUAGCUAAGAGAAAGCUGGAACUUGAUGAACUUGUAUAGAGAAAUAACACUCUAAAUUUCUUUAAAAAGCUAAAGUUUUAUGCAUAUAAAAAGUAGGAAAAUAAAUAAAAGAAUGUAUAUAUUUAAGAUUAUUUAUACUUAAAUUUGCUUAAAAAGGUGUUUAAUAAGAUAAGAACAUACUAAAUAAUUAAGUAGACUUUAGCUUAAAAAUCUCUUAAACUUUAAUCUUACUUAAAUAAAAAGAAGCUUAGAAGAGGAUUUAAAUAAAUUUAAUAAAACUUUUCUGAAAGUAAAAGUGAUAUGUAAAAUACCAUUUAAUCAUUAAAGGCUUACAGAAUGAAUCUUCAGCUUAAAUCAUUCGCUGUUCUAAGAAAAUACAUGAAUAUUUAAAAAUUGAAAAGCUAAAAAUAUAAUAGUGCUUUUAAUAAAUAUUAUUUUAGUUUAGCUACAAGAAUAUUUGGAGCAUUAAAGACAUAUAUACUCAAUAAAAAUAUUGAAAAAGAUAAUCAUUUGUAUAUCCUUGAUUAAUAUCGUUAAAGAAAAUAAGUCGAAAUAAAGAAGGGAAUUUUGAUGGUUUGGAAAUACUACACUAAUUAAAGUAUAAAUCAAGUCUAGCAAUUUAGGUCUUGCAUUGAAGCUUCAGUUCUAAAAUCUAAGUUUGUUGAAUGGAAGAUUAAGACUCAUCUUCUCAAAGAUAAGAGAAUGAAAUAUAACAUUAUUAAAAAUUCUAAUAAUUAUAAGCUAAGAGCUAAGCUAUUCAAAUUAUGGUAGUAAAGGGCAAAGCUGAAUUUAGUCCUUACAAAUAUUUUUGUCUAUCAUGCAAAAAUAGAAAUUAAAAAAAGACUUUUAAAGUGGAAUCAAUCUAAAAACUUGUUGAAAAAAAUAGUGAACAAAUCUUAAUAACAAGUUAUUUCUAAACCUAGAUCAGCAGAUGAUAUUUAAAAAAUGAGAUAAGUAUUUUGCAUGAUCAAAGAAAUGGCUUAAAAUACACAUUCAAUUAAGAAGGAUUAAAAUUUAAGAUAAAAGUAAAUUAAUGACCAAAAUGUCUUUAAGUAGUUUACUUUGCAAUUUAAAGCUUCAUAAUUAGCAGAAAAAUUAAAUCAGCUAAGAUACUUCUCUUCUGCUCAAUAAUUUAUUUUUAAUCUAAAGCAAAUGUACAUUUAAAAAAAGUAGGACAAAGCUCUUGCUAAGAAAUCUGAAAGACUAAAUUCUCCUAAAUUCUAAAAAAACUAAAUCAAGAAUUCCAUGAUUUAGCAAACUCUUAAAGAACAAAAGUUAAAGGAUGAAUUUUAAAAGUUAAGUAAAUUAAUAAGCAGAAAGCAAAAAGAGUUACUCAGUGGUAGCUUGCUAAACUUAAAAGAUUUUGUUAACUACUAAAAUAAUAUUUAAAUUCAAGCUAAUUUACAUCAUGAUAGGUAGCUACAGUAAAAAACUUUCAAACUUUGGAAAAAGUUUGUUGAAAGUUCCAAGCAAUUUUCAAGUGUGCUAGGAUAGGUGUUAACUAAGGCUUUAAAAAGAUGCUAAUAAUAGAAAUUGAGAGAUGCUUUUAGAUAAAUAUAAAUCAGAUAUAUAAAAAUUAAAGCUGCUAAUAUAGUUUCUAGCUGUAUUGAUAGAUCAGUAAAGCGCUAAUACGCUUAAAAAUUAUUUGAACUUUACGAGUAAUUUAAAUCAAAAACACAAGUACUAAAAUAUUUAAUUGAAAACCAUUAAAUAAAAAUGAACACAUAAAGAGCAAUUUAGUUCUUUAACAUUCUAAAAAAUCUAAAAAUUCAAGCUGAACGCUCAAAGAUGAAGUGUAAAGAAUAUCUAUUCAUUAGAAGAAUAAAAUAAAUGAAAUCAGUCUUGACAAUAUUAUAAAUCUAUACUCAGUAUAGAAGAAACAAAAAUGACAGAUACUAAAAAGCUCAUUUAUUUUGGGAAAACAAAUCCAAAUAAAAAUACCUUUAUUUCUGGGCCAGAGCUUAUUAAAAUGCCUAACAAUAUGAGGAAUACUAAUAAGAUCAAUUCGAUUAGUAAGAAUUUUAUGAGUAACAAUAAAAAUUAGUUGAGAAUGAACUUAUGUAAUAAUUGGCUUUACACCAUCAGCAAUAAGUAAACUAAUAAGGAAACAUUUAGUAACUAACAAAAUAAGAGCAAGAAGAGUAGUUGCGUUAUCUUUAGCAAUAAUAUGAAAUUUUGAAGUAGCAGUAGCAGUAAAUGUUGUAAAAAUAAUAAUAAACUUAUCACCAAUAAAACUAACAACAAAAUUAAAGAUAUCUAAGUAAUUAAUCAGAAUAAUUUUAAUCUGAUGAGAACGAAUAUUAUAAUGAAGAACCAGUAACUUACAGUGAUGCAAAUUACAUAAAUAUACCUAUUAACUAUAAUCCUAAUUCCAAUUAUGAUUAAAAUAUUGGUAUUUAGUAAAAAAUAAAUUAAAUUUAGCAAGAGAAUAAAUAUGAUUAUCAAGACUAAGACAUGGCAGAUUUACUUUUUGACAAACCAAGAUAAUAUAUUCCCUAAUAGCAAAGACAGCAAAUUUAGAGUUAUGAAAACAUUUAAAAGCAAUCAAACAUAAUUCAAUAAGAACAUCUCAUUAUCAAAGAGCAAAGUGAGGAACAUGAGUCAGGUAAUGAUUCUUAAUUGUAAAAGUAUUUGAGAGAGUCCUAAUCUUAUAAUUAAGAGAAUUAAAAUGACUCUUAUUAAAAUGAUCAAGAAAAUAAAUCUUAAGAAAGAGAAAGUAAAAUAGAAUCAUAUUAAAUUUAAAGUUAAAAUGAGUCAUAUGAAUAAAUUCAUUCCUACUAACAGUAAGAUAAAGAUAUUCAUUAGCAUGAUCAUGAAUUAGUUUAAUAAAAUUAAAACUAAAGUUAAGGAUAAGAUUAACAUGAAGAAUAAUAAUACACAUUUAGCUAAGACGAAUAAAAAAGUUCAUCUAAUACAUCUAAAAAUAUUUUAAAUAAUAAUUAUGAACAAUAACAAUAAAAUUUAAGUAAUUAGUAAUAAAAUAUGAUAUAAUAAUAGUAAUUAAUUCAAUAACAGUAGUAGCAACUGUUAUAAUAGCUCUAGUAGGCUUAACAAUAAAAACAAAUAAACAUGAGCUUUGAGAAUAUUGAUUAAAAUUAAGCAGAUAAAUCUUAAGUAGAGGAUUAUAAGGAAGAUGAUUUUUAUAAUUAAGGCGAAUUUUUGGAAUAAUCUGAAGAAGAUUCUUAAGAAUAAACAAAUUUUAUGCUUUAACAAUAUUUAUUAUAGAAGCAAGAGUCAUUUGUUCAAAUGGUCUUCAAUGUUUGGCGCAAAUUUACUAUAGACAAAAAAAUUAAAAGAAAUUAAGAAGAAGAAGCUAUCGAAACAGCUUAUUAAGUUUAUGAAAAUAAUUUGAGCAGGAGAGUAUUUUUAGAGUGGAAAGAAGUAUGCUAAGAAAGAAUUAAUAUGAGCAAGUAACAAAUGAGAUCCUACUUAUAUGCUUGCUUUUCAAGCUGGAAAAUGUUUUCUAAGGAAAAAAAAUUACUAAAAAAAUAUUUAUCUGAAGCUGAGUUGGAUGAACAAUUAGCCUACACUCCUUAAACAACCGACAGGCUAAAUCUUCUUUUUAAUAAUAACGAUCCUAGAUCUUCUUAAUAAAAAUUUUAGAGAUCUGGGUCUUAUAAUAAUUUAGAAGGAUCUAACAAAACUUCCUCUGAUUCAUAAAAGAGUGUAUCGUUAGCAAGCGCACUCUUUACUGGAAAGCUCAAAAUUUAAGAUACUUCUAAUUUGGAUAAAAAUGCUCCUCAUUGA